AUGUUCCGUGACAGAAACCAGUUCCGUGACAGAAACCAGUUUGGUCACAAGGACCAGAACGAGAACGUGUUGACGGGACUGAGGAUAAAAGAAGGGGACAGAGACAGUGUCAGACAGAGACCUGAGUCGUCCACACAGAGGGACGACGGAGCCACACAGAGGGUCGACAGAGCCACACAGAGGGUCGACAGAGCCAAUCGGUCCGAAGGUGAAACGUCUCCUCAACACAAAGCUGCUGCACUUCAGUUCCUACCACGAUCCCGAUCGGCCGCCAGCAUGUUCAACAUAUUAUUCCUGGCUGCACUCAGUGUGCUCGCAGAUCCAACCAAAAACCACGUGUCUCAAUAUCUUCAGGCUGUCCCGGACCGCUGUGGCUACACUCUGUUCAAGUCCACAUCCAUCCCCGGCUUCGAGGUGUUGGGCGUCUUCCAGGAGAGACGCCGGAAAGACGUCAGCUUUUUGAAACGUGUGAUCCUGCAGCUGGCGGGAGCUCAAAUCUCUCUGGAACAAGGGAGUCGAGCUCUGGUCGACACCAGAGAGCUCAGACUCAACACCACAGCGACGGUGGUCCGUGGGUGGGAGCUCACCAAGGACCAGACUGGAGUGACGGCUAAGAUGUCAGCCUCCAACUUCACAGUUUCUGUCCACUUCGAUGGCUCCAUCUCUCACAUCCACUUGACAGGGCCAAAUGGACACGACGCACACGGGUUGUGUGGAAACUCCAGUCGCACUGUGAGUGACGAGAAAGACUCCACACACAGUGUCAGCGGCUGUGACACGCAGUAUAACGAGGCUGCGGACCCGACUAUCAACUGCAGCACCUCAACUGACUGGUGUAACCUCCUGAAGCAGGCUCCCUUUACUGCCUGCAACAUGCAACAUGACCCAGAACCCUUCAUUGCUGCCUGCACACAAACGCUGUGUAAAUACCCUGGAGGGGAUGGUCUCAAGUGCCAGUUCCUGGAGGCGUACGCCAGAGCCUGCAGUCUCUCCAACAUCACAGUGGAGGAAUGGAAGUCAGAGACCCAAUGCUGUAAGGCUGGCUUCUGUCAGGACACGUUCUGCAGUGAGCACGAGUUCUGUGGGCAGAAGAACCACGGGGGAACCGGCUGCGUCUGCCGGGCCAUGUUCGCCUCCAAGUACAACUCAACCGACUCCUUUGGAGAGCCAAUGGUCUGCGAGCAGAACGCUGCUAAGCUGACUAUGGCUAAAUGUCUCUUGGAGGACAAAGGCAUCGACUUCUCUGUCUUGCAUCUCAAUGACGAGGCCUGCAAAGGUGAAAUGGACAAUGAGACCCACAUGGUGACGUUUGGCUUCGACAGGAAGAAAACCUGUGGAACAGUGAUCCUGGCAAACAACAGCCAAAUCCUCUACAAGAACACCAUCGUGAACCGGAACAGCUCCAUGUACGGCGUUAUCAACCGUCAGGACUCGGUUCAUCUCGACUUCUCGUGUCUCUACGAUCAGCCGGACAUCAGGACCUUUACCUUCACACUCAAAGACAGCUCCGUCACCCAGCAGAUUACUUCUGGUAGAUGGAUUUACAAUCUCACCAUGACGGCCUACAAGGACCCUAACACCAAGGAAGCCUUGCAACAACGUACUGAAAUGCAACUGAACGGGCAGCUGUGGGUGGAGCUGAACGCGGAUGGGCUGGAUGACAAAAUGGUUGCUGUGGUGACGGACUCCUGCUGGGCGACCGACCAGCCCAGCCCGAACGGAAGCCUGAGAUAUGACCUCAUCAUCAAAGGCUGCCCUAACCCUGCUGACUCCACGGUGAAGGUGAAGAACAACGGACAGGGAACAUCCAACCGUUUCUCCUUCAACACGUUCCAGUUCUCUGGCCAGGAUGGUGAGGUCUUCUUGCACUGCAGAGUGAAGCUGUGUGUCAAGAAGGGUAACAACUGCAUUCCGACAUGUGGCCCGGGUGCGAGAAGACGCAGGUCCAUCAUCUCAAAGUAUGAGGAUGAAAACCCUGCCUUCAUCAAACUGGCCUGGACCUAUUGA
Molecule: messenger RNA, 2007 nt
Organism: Limanda limanda (common dab)
Lineage: Eukaryota; Metazoa; Chordata; Actinopteri; Pleuronectiformes; Pleuronectidae
Product: alpha-tectorin-like
Exons: 14
Coding region: 1-2007 (668 amino acids)
Source: RefSeq, a predicted model, not a curated record